UCGCUCGCCACGGGCCCUCGAGGUCGCUUCUUACGCCAGGUGCCCCGCCUUUUGCGCUGGACCGCAGCACCGCCCCUAGGCCGGUCGGCUCCGCCUCUCCGGCGCCGUGAGCUGAGCGACCUGAUCAUCUUUGGCUGCCGCUUGCUCGCUAUCUACGCGGCAUAGAGGUGACCGAGCGGCGCGGGCAAGGCCAAGGGUGGUGGCCGCUACAACGCCACCGGGGCAUCCUUGUGGGCUGGGUCCACGGCUCGUGCCUCCGCCGCCGCCCUCCAGGUUUUCAGCUACUGAUGUUACAAGCAAUAACAUUGGAGCAGGGAAUUGAGGAAAAGAUAUAAACUAGGCUUUUCUUCAGUUAGUUAAAAACAUGGAUCCUGAGUCAGAAGGCCCCCACUCUGUCAAAGUGACACCUGUUCAGCAAGUGCUUGCCUCUUGUACUGGAGCUGUAUUGACAUCAUUAAUGGUGACGCCCCUGGAUGUUGUUAAAAUUCGACUCCAAGCCCAGAACAGCGCAUUCUCCAAAGGAAAAUGUUUUGUAUAUAGUAAUGGACUUAUGGAUCAUAUGUGUGUCUGUUGUGAAGAGACAGGCAGCAAAGCAUGGUAUAAGAAGCCAGGAAACUUCCAGGGAACACUGGAUGCCUUUUUAAAAAUCAUUCGAAAUGAGGGCAUUAAGUCCCUGUGGAGUGGCCUUCCUCCUACUCUAGUGAUGGCAGUUCCUGCCACUGUUAUUUAUUUUACCUGCUAUGAUCAAUUAAGUGCUGUUCUGAGAUCCAAAUUAGGAGAAAAUGAAACUAGAAUACCAAUUAUUGCUGGAAUUAUGGCCAGGUUUGGUGCAGUAACUGUGAUAAGUCCAUUAGAAUUGAUUAGAACCAAGAUGCAGUCUAAGAAGUUUUCUUACAAGGAAUUACAUCAGUUUGUCAGCAAGAAAGUAUCAGAAGAUGGCUGGAUUUCCCUUUGGAAGGGCUGGGCUCCUACUAUUCUUAGAGACGUACCUUUCUCAGCAAUAUACUGGUAUAACUAUGAAAUUUUAAAGAAGUGGUUCUGUGAGAAAUCUGGUAUAUAUGAACCAUCUUUUAUGAUCAACUUUACUUCAGGGGCAUUGUCUGGUUCUUUUGCAGCUGUUGUAACUUUGCCAUUUGAUGUGGUAAAAACACAAAAGCAGACACAACUUUGGACAUACGAAAGUCAUAAAAUUUCUGGGCCUUUGCAUAUGUCAACCUGGGUUAUAAUGAAGAACAUUGUUGCUAAAAAUGGAUUUUCUGGAUUAUUUACAGGUCUGAUUCCUCGCUUAGUCAAAAUUGCACCUGCUUGUGCCAUCAUGAUCAGUACAUAUGAAUUUGGGAAGGCUUUUUUCCAGAGGCAGAAUGAUCAGAGGGAGCAGCUGCAGUAAUCCAGUUUCAGCCUGAAAGAAUCAGAGCCAAAUAAGAUGGAGUCUUGUAGGCUAGAUCUUUUUAACGCUUAUUCUCUUAAAAUGAUUUUAUUUCAUUUCCUGUAAUUUAAAUGAACAGCAAUUUCUAUUCUACCUCAAAGUCAUAAUCUUAGUUUUAAAAUAAAAAUUUUCUUAUUUUCGGAGACUUAAAAAAAAUAUUCCAGAAACACAACAUUUUAUUUUCUUAUCAGCUAAAGAAAUACUACUUCACAUCAAAAGCACUGUGAGUUUGAUUUCAGUGUAACUUAAGUCUGUCUGAUAAGAAAGAAUCUUUCGAAUUGUACUUGAUAAAGUCUAGCAUGGGAGCUGUUGAAACUGGAAGUUGAACACAUGUACAGGGUUAUGGCAUGGCCAGGCAUGGCUGACCCGAAAACAAAGAGAUACAGCCUCAAAGGGCAAGAUAAGGCCACAGCUGAAGACACCUACCUGGCUCCAACCACACUUAACUAAAUAAACACUGUAGCUGCAAGCAUUUUACUCCUGUAUUGAAAUGCAACAUUGAGAUCUUCUCCUAAAUUCUUCUCCUAAAUUAACAUGAGAUAGUUCUCCUAAGUUAAACAUAAUCUGUUACUUGGAAAAGUCCUUGAACCACUCCCAAGGUCUAUUCAGUUUCCUGGGUUUUCUACUCUAACCCCUUCCUUGUCUGAAAACUAAAUCAGUAUGAGCCACCCUGAGAUAUUCUUUGUCUCAGCCCCCAGAGUCUCAGACUCUACAGAGGGUCUGAUCCUUCUGGAGCCCUAAAAUCAUACCACCUGUCUCAUUUAUUUAAGCCUUCUCCAUAACUUGUUUGGGAGACUGGGGAUGUAGGCCAAGUCCCUGAUAGUCUAGAAGAAAAAUGGUCAAGAUUUGUGCACAUUCAGAUCACGUAAAUAGAUACUUCAGGAAAGGAGGUGAUAAAGGGUAGCAUUUAAUAGCAUUUGUCAUAUUUGUUGAAUAUCACCUCAUAAUUUCUUUAAUUCAUAUGCACUUAUUUUUCUUUCUGCAUUACUAUUUCAAGGAUUCAUGUGGACUACAAUAUCUCUGAUUAAAAGUAUUAGAGAGGUUUUACUGAUGUAGUGAAUGUUCACUUAGACAUGGAUCUGCCGUAGAAACCACAUUGCAAUUAUAAGAUAAAAGAUAAAUUCUUUGGCACAGGAGCAGCCUCUGGACUAUAGCCAGCUUAGGAUGCAGGAGGUUCUCCAGAUCGUUUCUAUUGAUUUUCUUUUGACAAUAUGGCAGUCAUUACAGGUUGAGCUGCUCUAAUUUGAAAAUCUAAAAUCUGAAAUGCUCUAAAACCUGAAGCUUUUUAAUACCACAAGUGGAAAGUUCUACACCUGACCUCACAAAAUAAGAUUUGCAGUCAAAAUGCAGACACAUUGAAUAAAUGCAUCAAAUUCCUUUCAGGCCAUGUGUAUAAGAGGUUUGUGAAACUUCAGUGAACUUUGUAUUUUGACUCGCAUUCCUUCCCUAAGGUUUCACUAUAUAUACAUAAAUAUCCCAAAAUCUAAAAAAAAAAAAAAAAAAAAAAAAGGAAAUUAAAAUAUUUUCAGAGUGUCUUGAUUUACAAUAUCUCUCUCACGUUAAUAUGACAGGCCACAAGACUAAACAAGAAACUGUUUUCUUCCAGACGUUAUACAUGAUUAAAGAAUUUAGGUUAGGACUGGGGAUAUAGCUCAGCAGCAGUCUCUGCCUGGCUAAGUGUGAGGUCAUGAGUUUGAUUCCUAGUGCAAAAAAGAAAAACAAGAAGAGAUUAGCUUAACACAGUUUGUAGGAAUGAGAUUUUAAAAAGGAUCUGAAUGCCUUGGGGGUAAAGGUCAGUUGUAGAGUGUUUGCUUAGCAUGAACAAGCCCUGGAAUUUAUCCCUUCCCUCCCCAAAACAGGAUGAGAUGUAGUUUUCUUUUAUUAAUGUUUUUACUUGAUUUUUGUAGGAUCUGUCUUACAUGGAAAAGAAUGUUUCUGCAUUCAGUUUAUAUUGUAUGAAAAUGUGAAGAUUUCCCCCCACUAAAAUAUAGUGAUGUAUUUUGGUGACAGAUCUUCUCUAGUGUUGGUAGGGGAAUUAAUGCAUUUUUAUAUUGUAGUAGAAAUGUAUUUGUAUGUUUCAUGAGAAAUAAACUAUAUAGAAUUUGAAUGCAACCUUUUAUGUUUAUUUUACCCUGUUGAUUUACCUUAAAUUUACUGUAUAUAUACCCAUAUCAAUUUAAAUAUUCAUGAUUUUCUUAUAUUUUUUAUUAAACUAUUUUAUGCUUAAAAUUACCACUGUGUUUGUAAUUAGUUUUUGAUAAAAUUAUAAUGCUGUAUUUUAUAUAAUUUGGAAGUUUAUUUUUAGUACUGCUGUGUGACAUUACAUUACAUUAUAUAAAUUUACUUUUGGUUUGCUAUGCUUUUCUACAACUUAUGAAAAAGAAGAUACUAUGCUCUCAGAGUCACACAUUUUAACUAAAUGUCACUGGAUUGUCAAAAACUUUCUAUUUCCCCAAUCCUGGUGUUACACUUGAAGAAAAUUCUUAAUUAUAAAUAAGUGAAAUCUAAUUCCCUAGCAGUUUUGCUAUCACAUAUUGCAAACAGUGUAUCUGAACAAAUGGGAAACUCAGUUGAAGUUUUCUGUACUGUAAGUCCCUGACCUACGAACAUUUGAAUUAUGAACUUUCGCAGGUAUGCUGUAUAUACUCACUUUGUAAGAUUUUGAAGGAAUCCUAGGAACAUUCUCUUGGAACAGAACUCACGGACUUAACUGUGUAUAAAAGUGAUAAAGAAACAUUAAUACUUAAAAAUAUAUUAACAACAAAAGUUUGCUAGAAAUUAUUUCAGCCUUUGGCCUUAGUAGUUAUUGUAUUCUGUUGUCGAAAGACUACCUGGAUAAACUUAGUCUUCGAAAUAGCUAAGAUAAUUAAUGCUAAUUUUUCAAUUUUGUCCCAAAGUUCUGGGACAAAAUGUCAAUAAUGGAAAUAUUAUUGGUAGUAAUGCUAUCCUCUGCUUCACGUCACAUCAGUGCUUUUAAGCCAUACAGCUUCCCAGUCUUUUUAAUCACAUGUAAGUGAGAAUUCCAGUAUUUGUAAAUCAUAGUCUAAACAGUGUUUGAGAUAGAAGAUAGGAACCGGAGUGGAGUAUGGAAGUGGGCGAGGCCUGGGGAAGGCAGGGGGGCGAAGGGGAAAUGGAAAUGAUGUAGAUGCAUCUGUGUGACUCAGUUCCCCAAGAUGGGUGGAAUUGUGUAUCACAAACAUUAAUAAGAAAGGAAACUUAAAAAUAAGAUAAAAAAUCUGGUAUUUCUAAAGAAGACAAUUCUAUAACAUUGAAGUUAAAUUUUUAUCAAUUACUUAAAUGUAAAAAUUUUAAGUGUCUUGAACAUUCAGAUAUUGAAUGAAGCUUUAAUACAUAUAACUUAAAAAGUUGGUGUGAACUUUAAUAUUUUUUUAGGAAAAUACUUAACUGCAUCAGUCCUUUAAAUUCCAUUUUCUUUUAUCUGCAUACAAAUGUUAGGAGUAUGGGUAAAUUUAGUGUGUUACUUUUAAACUGUUUUCCAACAUUAACAUUUAAAAUAAAACGUUGUUCUUAUUUUUUAAUCUAACAACAAUUUUUGAGCUCUUCUAUGUGGCAGGCAGAAUCCAGCAUACUGAAGAAGAUAUUUUGAGUCUUACCACUGGGCACAGGAGAUUUCAUAAUUGUGAUUUAUAGAAGUAUGCAAAGAGAAUUAUGGGAACUUUGAGGAGCUCUUCAUUUAUCUUGGAAGCAGAGAUUGUCAAGAUGUUUAAGGUUAGGACUUACAGGGUGUUAUGGUUUGAAAACUGGUGGUCAACUUAACGCCAGCUGGAUUACAUCAGCGUGCAUUGAGAGAAGAUUCUCCACCUGAGGAGGGUUGCCAGGAUAAACAGGUGGAGAAGAAGAGAGGUGUUGGGAGGGAUUGAGGCGUGGAGACAUUGUGGGUUCUCCUGCGAGUUGCUGUCUGAGCUGUUGGUUCUCCUGGAGAAGCUUUGGUCUUCACAUCGAGCAUUGCUUCCUGGCUCCGGAGGGGAAGACAUGUGCUGCCUGGUCUCCAGGAUGAACUCGUCAUGCUGCUUCCUGGCACGUACCCGACUGUGCUUGUCGUCGGAGGAGCUUGGGGCCUCCGUGUGGCUAAGGACAGCUGUGGUGCCUUUCAGGACAGCCCUGCUCUUUGUUGUGAGUGUGACUUCUCAGCUCCAGUGUAGAACCCUCAUCCCACUAGCACAGCUCCUUCAUCCUGCUGGCAUAGACUUUCUGGCUUCCACUGCUGACUCUUGGGUCUUCCCGGCACGAAUCCGUGAAAGAGACUGGCGUGAGUCCUUCCUGUGGGCUCUAGACUUUUAGUUGGACUCGUGGAGGCGUUGUUCUGAGCUCUGGGUUUUUAUCUGGACUCAUGUGGGACAUUGCCGUGGGGUUUAGGCUCUUGACUAAAUAAUCUAUGUCAUUGGUGUUGUAGAUAGAUUUCCUGCAUUCUCCUGUGUUGACUGCCGGUUAUAAAAAUAUUAUAAACUCCAUGUCCUGAUGUGAA
Molecule: messenger RNA, 5912 nt
Organism: Cavia porcellus (domestic guinea pig)
Lineage: Eukaryota; Metazoa; Chordata; Mammalia; Rodentia; Caviidae
Gene: Slc25a40
Product: solute carrier family 25 member 40
Exons: 12
Coding region: 365-1387 (340 amino acids)
Biological process (GO): mitochondrial transmembrane transport
Cellular component (GO): mitochondrion
Source: RefSeq, a predicted model, not a curated record